Molecule: messenger RNA, 734 nt
Organism: Panicum virgatum (switchgrass)
Lineage: Eukaryota; Viridiplantae; Streptophyta; Magnoliopsida; Poales; Poaceae
Exons: 1
Coding region: 101-412 (103 amino acids)
Source: RefSeq, a predicted model, not a curated record
GAUCCUUCAGCAAUAACAACACAACAAACACACAACAUCACCUCUCCCUCCCUCUCACGCACACAGCUGCACGCGCGUGCGUGGACACAACACACAGAGCAUGGGUUCCCUAGGCCCAACCACCAUUAGUAGCAUGAGCAGCAUGGCGAAGGCAGCAGCAGCCAGCAUUGGUACGAAGAAUAGCGUGGUUGCCGUCGCCGAUCAGCAGCAAGCUGCAGGCCAGAAGAACUGCGGCAGCUGCGCCUUCCAGAUGCCGCUGCACUACCCGCAGUACAAGAAGGCGGACUACGAGACCAUGCCGGAGUGGCGCGUCGACUGCCUGCUCCGCGAGUACGGCCUCCCCGUCACCGGCAACCUCGAAAGCAAGAGAAAGUUCGCCAUGGGAGCCUUCCUCUGGCCCGACCAGUACUGAAGGAACUCAUCAUGGCCGCGCUGAAUAUAAUAACCGACCUGAUGAGGUUGACAAGAGACCAAGUACAGUGGCUGGAGCUUCGUCAUGUGCAACGCUGCCUCUGAGUUCAUGAAAACAAUUAGGAGCGCCUUGUUGUUACUGUCUUAGCUUGCUGAAACGUCAAGUAUAGUUCUUGUUCUACGUACUGGCAGCAAUCUAGCUAGCAUUUCUACGUACUGACAUGCUGAUCAUCUAUGCAUGCUCUUGCGCUGAAUGAUAUAUGUAUUGCAUCUAUCAAUAUAAAAAUUAGUAAAUGUAUGCAUGGUGCCAGUUUCUGUUUUCA